Aphidius gifuensis is the source of this 2412-nucleotide messenger RNA. RefSeq names its product mediator of RNA polymerase II transcription subunit 12-like. The record is from RefSeq and is a predicted model, not a curated record. Gene Ontology annotation, cellular component: chitin-based extracellular matrix. The transcript has 3 exons. Gene Ontology annotation, molecular function: structural constituent of chitin-based larval cuticle. NCBI's taxonomy places the organism in Eukaryota, Metazoa, Arthropoda, Insecta, Hymenoptera, Braconidae. Bases 114 to 1787 code for a protein of 557 amino acids.
CACUCACUCAGUGAUACUCAAAGACGAUCGUUCUUCUAAUUUAAAAAAAAAAAAAAACAAACAAACAAACAAACGAACAAACAAACAAACAAACAAUUUACAUUGUGUGCAACAUGAGAUUUAUUAUUUUGGUAUGCCUAUUGGCAUUGAGCACAGCGAGACGAGUUCAGGUUCGUCCACGAGUUGCUGAACCACAAAUAUAUUAUGAAGAUGAAGAUACACAACAAGUUGAAGAUGAAUAUUCAGCUGGUGGAGGUGGUGGUGGUGGUGGUAGUAGUGCUAGUGUUGAAGUUUAUCAACCACGUACAAGAGCAUUACCAACACCAAGAUCAAAAGAUACAUUAAAUCCAUCAAAAUCACCACCAGUACAAACAAUUCGUAAUUACAAUAAAGUUAAUGAUGAUGGUUCAUUUACAUUUGGCUAUGAGGCUGCAGAUGGAUCAUUUAAAGAAGAAACCCGAGGCACUGAUUGCGUUGUACGUGGUAAAUAUGGUUACGUUGAUCCUGAUGGUAAUAAACGUGAAUUUACAUAUGUAUCUGGUAAUCCAUGUGAUCCAAAUGCACCAAAAGAAGAUGACGAUGAAUUACCAUCAAAACAACAACAAGAAGAUGAACCAGCUGGUCCAGCAAAUUAUCCAUCAGUACGUCCAAGACCAGCACAAUCAAAUUAUCCAAGAACAACAACAUCAAAAGCACCAACAACAUUAUUUCAAAAUGAAUAUUCAUCAAUUCAAGAUGAUGAUGCAAGUCAAGAAUUAGAAGAAGAUGAUGAGCCAAAUGUUGUUAUUAAACCAACAACAUAUCGUAGUCGACCACGUGGAAGUUAUUUAAAAAUUUCACCAGUACGUGGUGAAUCAUUAUAUGGUGUUGCUCCAACAUCAGCAACAACACCAACAGUUGCAACAACACCAUAUCGUUUAACAACACCAUCACCAAAUUAUCAAACAUUAGCUAGUCCAACACCAACACGUCGUAUUCCAACUCAAUCAUAUCAAUUAACUGAAAGUUCAACAACACCAAGAUCAAUACAACGUGAAAGACCACAAUCUGUUGCUAUUACACCAAGACCACAUGCUGCACAAGUUGCUGCACAAUAUUUAUCAUCAAGUGUUACUGAACGUCCAGGUAUUGUUUAUGCAACACAAAGAAGUACAACUGAUAGUCCAAUGGUAACAUCACCAGCUGAUAUACAUCUUAGUUUUGCUCAAGAAUUAGAAAGAUAUGUUAAUAGUGUACCAGUAACAAAUCGACCAACAUCAACAAAACAACCAAUUAAAUCAGAACCAAUAUAUCAAUCAGAGCUUAUUUAUGAUCCAAAUAGUGGUCAAUAUAAUACACAAUUAUUUCAAAAUCUUCCACAAACAAUUGGUGAUUUUCGUUUAAAUCAUAAACUUCAACCUUAUGUUGCACAAGGAUCACCAUAUAGACUCCAACAACUUCAAUCAGCUCAACCAUUACAAUCACCAUCUAGAAUUGUUCCUUCAACUUCAACAAGACAACAACAGCAACAGCAACAACAACAGCAACAACAACAACAACCACAACCUCAAGAAGCUAUUUAUCGUCAACAACAAUCUGAACAACUUUUACAAUCACAACAACUUUAUGCACAACAGCAACGUCGUCAACAACAACCAGUUGCACCAAAAUAUCAAUUAGUUAAUUCACAAAGAGAUUCACAAAAUUAUUAUUAUUCUGUAUCACCACCAGCCAGAGGAACAGGCACUCAAUCAUUGUCUGUUGGACAAAUUGAUCAAUUUUUACGUGGCAGUAAUCCAGGAUUUUAAAUAUUAUUUUCUUUUUUUUUUUUUUAAAUUACAAAUAAUUGGGACAAUUUAUGGAGUAUAAACUCUCAGGUAUACUUGGGAUUUGGGGAAUCAUUUUUUUAAAUUUUAAAUUAAUCAAGUAAAUUCAUUUUAAUAUUCAUAAAUUUUUUUAAAUAAAUUCAAAGUUAUUAAUUGACAUUUAAAAAAAUAUAUCUGAGAAUUAUUAAUAUCAGUUGCCAAAAUAUUCAUAUCGUAGAUUUUUUUGUAAUUUUAACAAGACAAAAAAAAAUUAAAAAAAAAACAGUUAUUAUAUUUUUAUCAAUACCAUUAUUAUUAUUAAUAUUAAUAUAUAAUUUUUAUAAUUUUUUUCACCGACGGAUUGUGAUUACGUCGACUUGUCCGUCCUGUAAAAUCCCACACUGUCGACACGUAUUUUUGUACAUAUUAUAUUCUUCGAUACUCCGUCCUGUUAUAUAUAAUUAAUUUGUAGAUUAAUCUUUUUUUUAUCUUUUUUUUUUUAUAUACACUUUUUUUUUAAAUUGAUUUGUGAUGUUUAUGUAUUCAUGAUUCAACAUUAUUGCAGGUUUUUUUUUCUAUCUACUCUUGUAUGUAUACUGAAUGAUUAAUAAAUUAAAUUUUUAUCCUA